Aspergillus nidulans FGSC A4 is the source of this 1411-nucleotide messenger RNA. RefSeq names its product thioredoxin-disulfide reductase trxR (gene trr1). Gene Ontology annotation, biological process: removal of superoxide radicals. The transcript has 2 exons. Gene Ontology annotation, molecular function: thioredoxin-disulfide reductase (NADPH) activity; oxidoreductase activity. The coding region runs from base 150 to 1169 and encodes 339 amino acids. The record is from RefSeq and is a predicted model, not a curated record. NCBI's taxonomy places the organism in Eukaryota, Fungi, Ascomycota, Eurotiomycetes, Eurotiales, Aspergillaceae. Gene Ontology annotation, cellular component: cytoplasm.
UUCGUCGAUUUCCCUUCUCUUCUACUCUUAGGUCUUCCCUAGGGUUCACUGCAGCCGCUGCUUCUUCCUAUCGUCAGAACUCUCCCACAUCGUCGCCAGUCCUAUCAAACUCGUUCUCGACGCCACCGCGCGUCAAUUCAACAUCAAGGAUGGUUCACUCCAAAGUAGUUAUCAUCGGCUCCGGCCCCGCCGCUCACACCGCCGCCAUCUACCUUUCGCGGGCGGAACUCAAGCCUGUCCUUUACGAGGGUAUGCUGGCCAAUGGCACCGCAGCCGGUGGCCAGCUUACCACGACCACUGAUGUCGAGAACUUUCCCGGUUUUCCGGACGGAAUUGGUGGCUCCGAGCUGAUGGACGCCAUGCGCAAGCAAUCCAUCCGCUUCGGGACUGAGGUCAUCACCGAGACUAUCUCCCGUGUCGACCUUUCACAGAGGCCCUUCAAGCUGUGGACUGAGUGGAACGACGGUCCCGACAACGAGCCUGCCCGCACCGCUGAUGCUGUCAUCAUUGCCACUGGUGCCAAUGCCCGCCGUCUCAACCUUCCUGGUGAGGAUGUAUACUGGCAGAACGGUAUCAGCGCCUGCGCUGUCUGCGAUGGUGCCGUGCCCAUCUUCCGCAACAAGCCCCUCUUCGUCAUCGGCGGUGGUGAUUCCGCCGCUGAGGAGGCCAUCUUCCUCACCAAGUACGGUAGCAGCGUUACCGUGCUUGUCCGCCGCGACAAGCUCCGCGCUUCCAAGGCCAUGGCCAGCCGCCUCUUGGCUAACCCCAAGGUUACCGUCCGCUUCAACACCGUUGCUACCGAGGUUCUUGGUGAGAAGAAGCUCAACGGCCUGAUGACCCACCUCCGCGUGAAGAAUGUCCUUACUGGCGAGGAAGAGACCCUAGAGGCUAACGGUCUUUUCUACGCCGUCGGCCAUGACCCCGCCACUGCUCUUGUCAAGGGCCAGGUCGAACUCGAUGAGGACGGAUACAUCGCUACCAAGCCCGGUACCAGCUUUACCAGCGUUGAGGGUGUUUUUGCUUGCGGUGACGUCCAGGACAAGCGCUACCGCCAGGCCAUCACCAGUGCGGGAUCUGGUUGCAUUGCUGCUCUCGAGGCUGAGCGAUUCAUCGGCGAGUCCGAGUCAAACGAAGAGAUACCCCCUGCUCACGCUAACCCCGCUCUGUAAAUACACAUCCCACACUACAGUACAUUUUCCUCUCGUCUCGCCCGUCCACAUCACUCUCGAUAGAUGAGGCUUCCGAACCCCAUCUCCAUCAUCCCUACCAUUUAGACGGCUUUCCACAUGACAUGAUUUGUUCCUAGACUUCAGCGUUUUCAUUUUCUUUCUUGUUACUUCUCCGGUUGAUUCUUUCGGUCGGUGGCUACAAUACGUUACGUUAUGAAUAGAAUAGACCGUGAUAGAAUAUU